Anarrhichthys ocellatus (wolf-eel) is the source of this 426-nucleotide messenger RNA. Its product is annotated as hemoglobin subunit beta-2-like. Gene Ontology annotation, molecular function: peroxidase activity; organic acid binding; oxygen carrier activity. The record is from RefSeq and is a predicted model, not a curated record. Gene Ontology annotation, cellular component: hemoglobin complex; blood microparticle; haptoglobin-hemoglobin complex. Gene Ontology annotation, biological process: hydrogen peroxide catabolic process; oxygen transport. NCBI's taxonomy places the organism in Eukaryota, Metazoa, Chordata, Actinopteri, Perciformes, Anarhichadidae.
AUGGUCGAAUGGACAGACUUCGCGGCCACCAUCCAGGACAUCUUCUCCAAGAUGGACUAUGAGGUGGUGGGUCCUGCAGCUCUUUCCAGGUGUCUGGUCGUUCAGAGGUAUUUCGGUAACUUUGAAAACCUCUACAACACCUCUGCAAUCAUGGGAAAUCCGCUGGUUGCAAAACACGGAACGACUUUCCUCCACGGUCUGGACCGGGGUGUGAAGAACAUGGACAACAUGAAGGAAACCUACGCCGAGCUGAGCGUGCUGCACACCGAGAAACUGCACGUGGACCCCGACAAUUUCAAGCUCAUUUCCGACUGUCUGCCCGUUGUGGUUGCUGCUUGGUUGGGUAAAGACUUCACUGGUGAAGUUCAGGGCUUCCAGAAGUUCCUGGCCGUGGUGGUGUCCUCCCUGGGAAGACAGUACCAUUAG